AUGAGGGCGGUCAACACACGUAGAGCCGAGCGAGCCGCGAGACGCAGGCGGCGUCAGCUACGGAAAGAAAGGCAGAGGGACGCCAAGAAGCUCGGCGCCGCCUCUCGAGCAGCUCGGAGAAAAGCUAGGGCUGCAAAGGAGAAAGCUGGCGGCGUCACUCACUAUUCGCUCUACACUCCAGUACCACUGACGGAGGGUGCUCUGGCAGAUAUGGAAGGCGAGGGGAUUGCAGCGAGCAAGAUAUUCAACACUUUGAGACGGGAUGGCAUCACACAGCGACUGCAUGCACUCAGGAGGUGGAGGCGUCAAGCAGAUGGUCGUGAAGGCGAUCUGGGCAGGCCCGAGUUGACACGACACCAUCGUCAUUCUCAUCGCACUGAUCAACGUAGCGCGAUGAGGCCAGAAGGAGCAUCGCGCCCACGCCAUCGACGCCGCGCUGCAUUUGCUCCAACAGAAACACAAGAAGAAUCCGAUGCGGCGCAGUAUGUCGACACUGCCGAACAUACUGAGGAAGGCGACUUGGCGCUGCAGUUGACACUUCCUGAACAAGGUGGCUCUAGUUCCAGUGCCCAGAGCGCAGCACAGCCAGCCGCCAUGUCAGUGUCUCAGAGCGGCGACAACGCUCAGAAAAGUUCGUCGGGCAGCAUGCACUCUGAUCGAAGCCGCGGGCCAAAAAGUCCUCACGUCCGUCUGCAGUCGAACCAGUCCAACCCACAUCGAGCUAGACGACGUCAUGCUACCGACGAGAGACACACAGGUUGGCAUAUGAGUGACGUGCCGUUGACACCUCACACUGCUCUGACAAGCGAGUUUGCGAGAGGAUUUGAGGCGGAUGAUCCAGGGGAAUGGGAGCCGCUUCCCGAGGCCGCUCUACCUUUGCCAGAGUCUCCGCCUGCUGCCAUCGAUGUGCAGGAACGGGUUAGUGGGGAAGAAAGCAGUACUACGCAAAUAGGAGAAGGGUCGGCUGGGAAGCAGCCAAGUCCCAAAGGGGCCAGCCCUUCCUCGCACACACUGAAGCGUCACGCCGCAUGGUGGCUGGACAUCGACUGUCCUACCUACCUUGAUAUGACAGAAUUGAGCAAGGUGAGCGCAUGAUCGUUCACAAUUGUGCGGCCGCGUGUAUCACUGACCGUCUGGACGCUGCGUCUCUGUCAGAUGUUCCCGCUUCACCCCCUUACUGUGGAGGACAUACUGCAAGAAGAACAGCGAGAGAAGAUCGAGACGUUCGAGACGUUAGGCUACUACUUUGUCGUCUUGCGCACCGUCGAUGAGCGAUACUUUCGCUACACAACCGGCAGCGAGGCUUCACUGAGCAAUCGCACGCUUGACGGUGACAAAGCGCAGAGCAGCUCGAACGAGUCGACCCCACUCAAUGCCUUCGCAACUAACGUGGUCAAAGGCGGAAAGCGAACCGACGCAUCGCCCAGCGAAUCCAUCGAGAUGCAGGAGCUCAAAGGUGACCCUGCAAAAGACGCGAGUCCAGCAGUCGAUCAGGCGAAUCAAGAAGAGCUGCCAGAGGGCUUGGUGGGCCAAUCCUCGAGGCCACUGGACGAGUCAGCUGGCUGUUCGCCCGAGGCUUCGCGUCCUCGCGUUGACAUCAUUGAGGGUCUCGACGGCAGACAGGGCCUCGAAGGUGUGAGCGUCGGAGGCACUGCUCUAUAUCUGGUGGUCUUCACGCAUGGAGUCAUCUCGGUGAGUGUGCCGCAAGUCCUUCAGCGUUUUGCUGUUCGCUGCUCACCGCCGUCACACCGCACGCUAUCAGUUUCAUUUUGGUAACGUUCGCAAGCAUGUGGGACGCGUGCAGCGACGACUUCUAGAUGUGGAUCAACCAGCAGAGCUCACCUCUGACUGGAUAGCGCACGGGCUUUACGACUCAUCUGUCGAUACCUUUUUCCCCUUGCUUGCGUUUGUUGAGCAAGAGGUGGAGGAAGUAGAGAUGGUGACGAGCGAGCCUUUCCCGAUCAAUCGUCGAGAGCGGAGGAUAGCCCGUCGCAUUGAGGCCAAACGUCGCGCCUCGCUAGUCGCACAAGGCGUUACAGAUGUCGCGCCCCCUACUUCAAAUCACACCCUCGACCAAUUUGAUUCUUCGGCGCUACCAAGAGCCUAUGAAUCGCAUGUUCGUCGACAGCGAUACGUCCUCCGUGCAUUUCCCCGGCUCGUAUUGCCGGACCGAGUGGCAAGGAAUUUGCCAGCCGCCCUGACGGAAAAGAGAAUGCGCGUAUCUCGACUCCGCUCAGCAGCUUUGCCGUACGGCACUAUCGAUGAGAGCAACCUGGCAUCGCGAGAGGAAGCAACGCCGCGCAGUGUCGUUCAACGAAUCUUUCGCCUCAACAAACCCAAGGGCGACCGCAUCACCAAGUUCUUAUCAGAGACGGCGCAGCAGCAAAGCGAGAUGCUGAGGCGCAUAACCUUGGACCGAAAGAUCGUGACUGGUCUGUCUCGCAUUCUGACGCCCAAGAAUGACGUGGUGCGCGGUCUACGCAAACGCCUCGUAGAACUGCGCGGCACCAGUACGACUGCGGCGGCGGAGAUGUCGAUCUACAUGGGCGACGUGCACGACCAUAUCAUCACUCAGCUGGCCCACCUCGCUUCGGCAGAAGCCAGGCUUGCAGAAAUUCACACAGCCUAUCUCAACGCCAUCCGAAUUAACAAUACCCAAGUCAGCCACAGCACGGACGAGAUCCUGGUCAUCCUCGUCUCCAUCACAGUCACGAUCAUCAGCAUGCAAGUCAUCCUAGCACUCUUUGGCACCAACGUUACAGUGCCGACGAACACACAUCCAGACAAGCUACAGCCUGGAGAACAACUCAAGUACGAAGUCCUGGGCGGUGUUCUCGGUGGCAUCCUGCUAGUACCGCCUACCAUCAUACUCUAUGUGCGCUACCUGAAACGGACUGCCCGUCGACGCACUGCCGAGCGGCGCAAGAUGCGAUGA
Molecule: messenger RNA, 2935 nt
Organism: Ceraceosorus bombacis
Lineage: Eukaryota; Fungi; Basidiomycota; Exobasidiomycetes; Ceraceosorales; Ceraceosoraceae
Source: the annotation of a GenBank genome assembly